Molecule: messenger RNA, 3627 nt
Organism: Acanthaster planci (crown-of-thorns starfish)
Lineage: Eukaryota; Metazoa; Echinodermata; Asteroidea; Valvatida; Acanthasteridae
Biological process (GO): establishment of protein localization to organelle
Cellular component (GO): late endosome membrane; lysosomal membrane; plasma membrane
Source: RefSeq, a predicted model, not a curated record
GCUGUGUGAGUGAUAUAAACACAGAGCUAGGGUUUGUAGCUCUAUGAUAUAAAAGGCUGCAAUCAGCCGUGCAGCCUCCGCGGUGUAUGUCACAAGGUUGAGAAGGGAAAGUUCGGAGAGGGUGCACGUAGUUACGGUGCACGUGAAAAUGACGAACACAGAAAUGCAAUCGGCCGUCGCGCCUGCGCGUGACCUAGAGUUAACAAGCGCAACCCGCAGUAUUGCGCCACAUGCACCGUGUAUGUAGAAAUCUGUAGAUACCUCUACGUUCAGCCCAGAUACAAUCAUCGACCCUCGUGCUUGCAAGCUCUGUAGAUUAGAGCGAAUUCGCGCCAAAUUCACGCUUGGUUUUUACGCCAAUUUUAAACAGGGCACUUGACGAGUGUAAGAGGGAAAACAGAACAUGGAGGUUAUGAAGCGAUUCUCCUGCGUGCAGCUCGUGUUCGUGUUGUGCCUCUCCUCUGGACUGGGCAUAACUGCCAAGCCGACCAACUCCACUGCGGCAACAAUUGUGCUGACUAACACAACCUCUCCUACCCCGGUAACCAUUGCAACCUCUCCUACCCCGGUAACCAUUGCAACCUCUCCUACCCCGGUAACCAUUGCAACCACGCCUACCCCGGUUACCAACGCAACCACGCCGACCCACACAACCAAAGCAACCACGCCGACCCACACAACCAACGCAACCACGCCGACCCACACAACCAACGCAACCACCUCAAGUCCAGCAAGCAACGCAACCACGGAGACGCCGACAACCACAGUGACUCCGGUGCCGCCUGGGGUGGGUAACUGGUCCAUUAAAGGCGCCAACGGGACAGUCUGCAUGAGGAUGUCUUUCGGGGCACAGCUGAACAUCAGCUACACUAAAACCGACAAAAGUCGCGGUACAGUGGUCGUCAAUGUCAACCCCAAGCAGGCCGAUCUCACCAGCGACUGUAACGCGUCAUCCACCCGGUCGCUGACGAUCUAUCCGUUUGGCCUGGUAGACAUUGCCUGGCUAAUUACCCUGACCUUCAGGCGCCAGUCCGAGGAAUACUCUCUGACCAGUUUGGAGGCGUCGUGGGAUUACGACAUGCGCUUUCACGACUCAGCACAGAAAGGUUUUGCUUCUGCUUCAGUCACACAGGACAACUUCUUAAUGCAGGAGGUCACGCUGGGAAAUUCGUACACGUGCCCUGAUCCCCUGACUGUGCUGAUGAGCGAGGCCACCCUGCGCCUGUCGCACAUGCAGCUGCAACCGUUCGCCGAGAAGGCUGGCGGCAAGUUCGGUCCCGCUGAGGAGUGCGCAUCUGGUCUCAGUCUGACCAUCAUCAUCAUCAUUGCAGUGGCCGGAGCUGUCCUCCUUGUCGCAGUCGUCGUUUUGAUCGCCGUCGUCGCGAGAAGGAUGAAGAAGAAAUACCGCGUCCUGGAAAAUGAAUAAUUUGCUUUCAUUUCCAACGCUUUCAAUUUUUACUUUCGCUGCUAUUAAAUUUUUCGGGAUUUUAAGAGUACACUAAUUAAUUCACUGAUGCUGACUUAAUCACCCACAGUGUUACACUCGAGUCUCAGCAAUCCUUACUUUUAGGACGCCAGAGAACUCACUUAUUCAAGUGCUAAACAUCUACAGAAACGCACAUUUCUCUCAAUAUAAUGUACUCAACAAAACGAUGAAAAACUGUGAUUGGAAAGACUACAACGGGUAAAUCCCAGUUGGAUAAACACAAACUGUAAGAAGACAAACCUUUUGUGAAAUAGACAAGAAGUGGUGUCCUUAGAGAGAGGAUUGCCUGUUCCUGGAUCCUAGUCCUUGGCAAUAACAACCAGCUAGUAAGAGUUUGGUCUAGCAGGGUCGAAAAUAUAAGGAGUAAAGUAGGUUUGUGAUAACUGGAUCGCUGAGCACCCGAUCCGACCACCCACCGCUACCUAUAAGUGAGGCCUGUGCAGCAAAAUUGCCUGCAUGAACUGUGAUGCUAAUAUAUGUUUGUAUGGUGCAAGACAGUAGGCAAACUGAUACGUGAGACUAGUCAGCGUCACGAACAUUUGCAAGCGGAAGGCUCCAACAAGCCUCACUUAUAAGUUUGCUUACUGUAUUGCACCAUACGAUAAUAUAUUAGCAUCACAGUUAGAGCUUGGCUAUUUAAUAGCUGCACAGGCCUCACUUAUAAGUAGCGGUGGGUAGUCGGAUCGGGUGCGCCGAGAGCCCCGAACCAAGUUAUUGUUACACUAUUCUUGGACAAAACCUCAGCUUUAAUUAUUGCUUAGAGACCUAGCUCUUGCAUGAAAGAGUCCGAGGGUAUAUUAUAAAAAAGUUGAGGCAACUGUUAGAUUUGAGGAUCAGUUUUGUUGCCGUUUCUAUCGGGGGCUUUCUUUGUCCGGUGUUGAGGCCUAUUUCUUGGCGUACUAUUAUUCCCGUAGACCCCAACGUGCAAUUUUCUUGUACACAUGGAGAGCUGAAGUGAAUGUGUCAUUUCUGAUCAGUUGCCACGGUAAUGAUUUCACACAAAAAUCAUCCAACCGUUCCCUGCGUUUUUGGACGUUGCAGCCGAUUAGUCAAUGGGUACAACUCCACGGCAACUCAUGACAUCUCACCUUCGGCACUCCAUUGCUUCGGACUCGUAUGAGGACUCGACUGCACCACUGUUUACAGAUCUGUUUCCAAUGACGUCAUUUUGGACCGAUUUUAAAGGGUUUCAGACUUAAUGGAUCUCCAUUCCUUAGAGCUCCUGCUUCUGGGAGUAUUUUGGAUUGAGUGAGUUGUAGUUUAUGGGUACGGCAACAAUUGAAACAGCAAUGAAAUAAUUUUAUUUGAUUACAGUGCAGUUUUUUUAAGACAGGUCAUCACAGAUGACCCAAUCACGUGACGUUUGUCACACGGGUGCAAAGGAUCUACUAAUGUAUAUUGUUGCGUUCAUGGAGCACUAUCUUACACCUUACACAGUCGUACAUUGUACAACACUGAUUGAAAGUGAGGUCUCUUGCUAAUGUGCAUGUUUUCUAAUCGCUGUUGCUUUUGCUUGUUUUAUUUGUUCAGGUUUUUGGGACGCAGGCGAAUUCUUGUAAGAGUUUUUAAUAAUUGUGAGUUUGACUUAAGGGCUUAGCCACUGUAGCACAUAGUUUCAAUACUGGAUAUGCAAUUUACAAAGUGUGACGAAGAGAGUGUAAUUUGUCACAGGUGUUCCAUGCAGUCGUGUAGUAUACACAAGAACUUGUGUACUCGGCCUUUGGUGUGUAGAGUUGCAGCCUGGUGGUAUUUUGUAUUCGAAUAAAUAGCGUUGGCAGGUCGCCAUAUCGCAAGAUCACAGUCUGUCAAAACAACUAUGCACAUUUCAAUGCACGAUUAUCUUGGCUGCAAUACUUCUGUCGGCUUGACUGAUUAGAUUCUGGUUGCGGAAAUGGAUUGUUUUAACUUAAUGUUCAUUGUGAAAUUUUGAAGAAACUUGGUCUGUACUUAGAGCCUUUUCCAAAACUCGUAGUAUUCUGCACAAGCCACAGCUUUAAUUAGCUAGGCCUUAUCUGAGUGAUUGUGACUUUCUUGGAAUUACUGAAACCCACAUUACUAGAGAUUUUGGGACUUUUACAUCUGCCACUUUUUGUACUACGAAGUUUGGAAUUAACAAAACAACAAAGAUCACGUUUGAGAAA